Messenger RNA from Elephantulus edwardii (Cape elephant shrew), 243 nucleotides. Its product is annotated as mammaglobin-B-like. The annotation marks the transcript as partial. The record is from RefSeq and is a predicted model, not a curated record. NCBI's taxonomy places the organism in Eukaryota, Metazoa, Chordata, Mammalia, Macroscelidea, Macroscelididae. Gene Ontology annotation, biological process: androgen receptor signaling pathway. The transcript has 2 exons.
AUGAAGCUGGUCCUCGUCCUCCUGCUGGCUGCUCUUCCCCUCCACUGCUAUGCAGGUACUGGCUGCAAACUUUUUAAAAAAGCAGUUGACUGGACAAUUAAUUCUCAAGUGUCAAAGGAAGAGUACAUAGUUAACCUUCAACCAUUCAUAUCAAGUGACGCUGAGGCUGCAGCCAUGCAGAAUUUCAAACAGUGCUAUCUCAAGCAGCCACAAGAGGUUCUGGAUCGUGUCAACCACACAAUG